AUGUCCAUUUGCAUCGCCUUAGGGCCUGAAAAUGCCUACUUUGUCAACGCCUCCAAGCGCUGGGCGUUUGACAUCCGAGAGAUGGCUCUCGGCCCCAACGAAUCUUUUCUGGUUUUAUACAUUGAUAGCGAUGGCACCGACAAGCUUCACUAUAGAAAUUUACCAGCCGGCCUCCAAGGGUGGCUGAUCAGGAAUGGUGCCAGCGUGCGCCACCACGCUUCCCUACAGUGCUCUCUUGGACCAUAUGGUGCUUUUUUCGCCGUCGACAUCAACGGGACGGUCCGGGGAAACCUAUCAGCUGCCAUGGAGAAUGCUUGCAAAGAGCGCUCUCUUCCGAAUGGAGUCUGGAGAGCAGGAACAAUGCCGACCAGUGCCACGUUCGGUCCUGAUGGCCAAUUCUUUAUCACCACCGGUGGCGGUGGCGGCUACUGGAAUCUUGCCGGGACAAAGGGUGAGCUCAAUAAAACCCUGGAGGCCCUGAAUAGUCUGAAGGACAUACUUGAGAGGCACUGGUAUAAUCAAUGGCGAGGUUGGAGUGCGGCUGUCCCCGACUUCAAUAAUUUUGAGGCCGACCUACAAGAACAUUUGCGGAAUCAGCGCGCCCCGGUUCAGACAAAGUCUGUGUCCCAGUUCCAGCCCCAGCAUACCCACCAGAGAAGGUCCAGCAAUAUAGUUAAAGGCAUGAACAUAGGCUUCAAGCUGAUGAAUAAUGUGAUGAGUGGCGGAGGUGGUGGCAGCGUAAAUGACUUUGUGAAUUAUAUACCAUCGAUACCGAUACCGACGAAUGGCUUCAACGCGGGCGACCCAGACUUCUGGACACCUAUACAGAAUGCGGCUGGUGGCCCUAUUCAGUGA
Messenger RNA from Penicillium odoratum, 855 nucleotides. RefSeq lists its product as uncharacterized. The transcript has 4 exons. The record is from RefSeq and is a predicted model, not a curated record. The coding region runs from base 1 to 855 and encodes 284 amino acids. NCBI's taxonomy places the organism in Eukaryota, Fungi, Ascomycota, Eurotiomycetes, Eurotiales, Aspergillaceae.